UCUUUUCCUUUACACCCUUGUGAUGAACAGUUGUUGAGCUUUCUCUCUCUCUCCGCGAUUUCUUCUUCCUAGUGUUAUCUCCUCUUACUGAACCUCGGAUAUUCUGUCUGAGAUCUGACUAGGAUCUGGCUAUGGCUUCGGAGGAAACGAAGGUCGUCGUUCCCAGGAACUUUAGAUUGUUGGAAGAACUUGAAAGAGGUGAGAAAGGAAUCGGAGACGGGACCGUGAGCUAUGGAAUGGACGACGCCGAUGAUAUUUACAUGCAAUCUUGGACUGGAACCAUAAUCGGCCCUCCUAACACUGCAUAUGAAGGGAAAAUCUUUCAGCUGAAACUGUUCUGUGGCAAGGAUUACCCGGAUAAUCCACCGAGUGUGAGAUUCCAGACCAGGAUAAAUAUGGUUUGCGUCAACCCAGAAACUGGAGCGGUAGGCGGCAGUGAUGUUGAACCUAGUCUCUUCCCUAUGCUCACCAACUGGAGGCGAGAAUACACGAUGGAGGACAUACUUGUUCAGCUGAAAAAGGAAAUGAUGUCACCACAGAACCGGAAGCUAGCUCAACCGCCGGAAGGUAACGAGGAAGCAAGGACGGAGCAGAAAGGAUUGGCGGGGAAAUGUUGUGUAAUGUGAGCGAGGUCAGCAAUUUGUAUGAUUAAAGGCGACAGUGUAUAUAAACACCAUACGAUGCUCUGGAAGUGCCGGCCCUAGGGAUAGGACGACUCUUCCUUAUUAUGGGCAAAACUACCACUUGUAACGUAUUAAUUAUGCCUUUUGUAUUGUCUGAGAAAUGGAUACAUCACUCUCUCUCCCGCCCAACCAAAACCGAAAGAGAUGUCCCAAUAAACCCAAGGAAGGGCUCAUUGGCUUGGAAUGAUGAGCCUUUGCUCCUGCUUGGUUCGUCAA
This is a messenger RNA of Tarenaya hassleriana, 899 nucleotides long. RefSeq names its product ubiquitin-conjugating enzyme E2 variant 1A. The coding region runs from base 132 to 626 and encodes 164 amino acids. NCBI's taxonomy places the organism in Eukaryota, Viridiplantae, Streptophyta, Magnoliopsida, Brassicales, Cleomaceae. Gene Ontology annotation, biological process: protein K63-linked ubiquitination; DNA damage tolerance. The transcript is spliced from 5 exons. The record is from RefSeq and is a predicted model, not a curated record. Gene Ontology annotation, cellular component: nucleus.